Molecule: messenger RNA, 1887 nt
Organism: Paraphaeosphaeria sporulosa
Lineage: Eukaryota; Fungi; Ascomycota; Dothideomycetes; Pleosporales; Didymosphaeriaceae
Exons: 5
Coding region: 181-1578 (465 amino acids)
Source: RefSeq, a predicted model, not a curated record
AGCUGGACCUGCGCGAUCGAUCAAAAACGCUCUUUACUUUACACACGUCAACAAUCUCUACCGAAGCGGCAUGCGGAAGGCCUGUCGCUUGUAGUCCUAUACCCAUGGUGGCCGCCUCACUUGGCUUUCCUAACUGAACAAUCACUCCGACUGCUAGCAUCUCGUAAUAAACAACCCGAAAUGUCAACAUUACCGGAACAUUCCCCACUGCCAGAGGACACCUACAUUCCUGUGUCCAACAGGCCUGAGACGAUCAUUGGCGUAGUUGUAACCUUCCUUUGCUUCAGUGCCAUUGCUGUGAGCCUGAGACUGCUCGUGCGGUACAGAGACAGAUUGUGGGGAUGGGAUGACCUAUUUGUUGCGCUUGCCGCUAUUGCUUGCGUUGCUGGCUCGCUCCUCUCCUGUCUGAUGCCUCAGCAUGGGCUAGGCAGACACUUUGCUGAUCUCGAUGCGCAUACUAGGAUUGAGUACUUCAAGUAUGUGUGGGCAUCGAACCUUACCUACGCCUUCAGCACCACGUUUAUCAAAAUCUCUAUUCUCAUUCAGUACCUCCGUCUUUUCGAUGGGCGCUCCGAACUAGCGCGUAAGGCCACAUGGGCCACACUCGCAAUCGUAAGCCUAUGGGGGGUCACCUUUUGCCUUUUGGCGCUGUUCUCUUGUACACCCGUUGCAAAGAACUGGGAAUUCACUCUGGAGGGCAAGUGCGUUGGCUGGGGCAGCAAGAAUGCCAACGAGUUCUUCGCAACUUGGAUGGCACAUGCUUCCAGUAACAUGUGCCUGGACACCCUCAUACUGGCUCUGCCUGUGCCGUUCAUCAGCAACCUCAGGAUGAGCGGCAAAACACGGACAGGCUUGAUAGCGCUGUUCAUCAUGGGUGGAAUUGCAGUCUCGCUUUCAAUCGCCCGCGUCAUCUCCCUAUCCAUCAAACGCAUCGGCACAGUCCCCGUCUUCGACCCCUCCUGGUACACCCCCACCGUCUACAUCUUCUCCGUCCUCGAGCUCAACGUCGCCAUCCUGACCGCCUCAAUCCCCAUCUUCUGGCCGCUCGUUGCCUCCUUCGCUGCAAACAAGAUCCUCAUCGUCAACGAAAUCGAGAUCCGCACCGAGCGCAUCGACAACAGCUUCGCGCUGUCAGAGCAGGGUAAGGGCUUCGCGGGUGUCGGCGACGACGACGUCCCCGAGGGCCGCACCAGCAGGAUUGGCGUCUCGGGCAAGAGUGAUAGUGACAAGCUGCACCGCAACAACUCGCGCCUCACGCGCGGCCCAAAGCACCACCAUAAGCCGAGCCACUCGGACUCCUCGAGCAAGGAGAUGAGACUCGAUAUGGGCCACCGCGCGUCGCAGGAAAGACUCAAUCUCACGCACCAGACGUCGAGCAACUCCUUCAACUCGGGAAGACUGGAGGACAGUCCCGACCUCACACAUGCGCGGUACCAGAAUAAGUUUGUGCAGGACUGGGCGGUGCCGGAUUUCGACAGGCCAAAGGCGGGCGAGGAGCGCGUGGAGCGCGUGUUCACGACGAGUGUGGAGCGGGCACAGGUGCCGUUUGAUCAUUUGAGCCGGGCGACGGAGAAGUGAAGUUGGAUGCACGUGUCUUGUUACGUUCUGAAUUUGGAUGAUACCCUAGCGAUGAAUACAUGGAAUUGCCUUUCGUACUUGCGUAUACACCACGCGUUCUCGCUGCCAUCCACCUUUCUCUAUGCUCCGCUUCACUGCCAAAUGCAUAGACCAUGCCUGACCCCCGUACCGGCCCCAUUGCACAACAGCUCACUUGCGUCAGCCACAGGCUCUGCCACGAGGCACAAGUACGGCGCCCCUACUCUCCUCCUCGCACCUACCCAUCCUCCAUCUUACCCACGUCUGCCACGAGGCACACAAGAGGCACGC